AUUGUGGUUCAAGUGGCAUCGGGGGACAUAUGCGCGUCGAUAGUUCGUAGUGGGUUCGUGGAGGGCCGCCGCAAUGGUUUGCGCUGCGGGCCCAGCCAGAACCAACGAGGAGCAGAGCGGCGUGUUGCCAAAGGAGGCCUCUAACGAGGGCAGCAUGCCUCGUGCUUCGACUCUGCUGGGGCGAAGGGCUUCAUUUACCGACAUGGCCUUGGUGAACGUGCCAUCCGUCGUUCGACAGAGUGGACGGCAAGCUCAGCUGAGAAGUCAUGCCGUUCAAGUGGCCGAGGGAGGGGGAGCCCAUGCGCCAGUUCAUCUCAGGUCCGAAGUCAUAACCAGCAACUUUGCCAAGUUUGAACGUAUUGGUAUGGGCUCUUCAAGCGUUGCUUACCGUGCGCUGAGGCUCUGUGACAACAGGACUGUCGUCAUUAAGGCAUUGCGUCGCUUGGAUGUCGGCCCGGUGUCCUUGGCGAAGCGGGAAUUUGAUCUCCUCACCAAUUUCAGACAUCCCAAUAUCAUCGUCGCCUUAGAUUUCCUGGAAUCGCUAUCGUGUGUGGCACUGGUGUUGGAGGACAUCGCGGGCCGCACUCUGCGUUCGGUUGUGCGUUCGACUUGUGCGGGCCGCCUGGACGAGCUGUGCUCCAUGCGCUUGUUCGUCCAAGUGGCUGCCGGAUUGGCUUACCUGCAUGGCAGGAACACGGUUCACCGCGAUCUGAAGCCUGACAAUUGCCUCGUCUCGAAAGGGGGCGUCCUGAAGCUGAUCGACUUCAACGUCGCCGCGAGCACCGAGGGAGGCGAGCUCCUGACCCCAACCGGAACGAGGGAGUUCCGCGCCCCAGAGGUCCUGAACAGGCCGUACGCGUCGCCAGCGGACGUUUGGUCCCUCGGCCUGUGCCUGCACUUCAUGCUGCACGGCCGCACGCCCUCCCGCGACUCCGACGACGAGCCGACGGCGACCUCCGCGGCGGCGGCCUCCACCGAGACGUACUCGGAGGACGCCGCCGACGGCAGCUCCGACGGCGGCGGCGGCUCGCCGAGGGGGCGAGCGAUGACCGAGCAGCCCCGGGACGCGUGGGGCGGCAGCGCGUGGGCCCUGCAGCGGUGCUGCCUCCAGGACUGGCGGCAGCGGGCCACGGCCCAGGAGCUCUUCGCGGGUGCGUCCGGGUGGCUCGCCGGUCGCUGAGCCGGCCGGGCGAGCCGCGAGCGGCUGGCUGCCGCGGCGGGGCUGCGCAGAGCGAGCGCCGGCCGGUCGUGCCGGCGCCCCAGCGGGUGCCGCCCUGAGGCCUCGACUUGCUGCUGCGGCGCCCUCGGGGUCCCCCCCCUCUCGUUGCCCCUCACGCCCUGGGAGAUUGUUCCUGAGGGCAGGCACGCAGGCCUCGAGGUGCGAAGGCAGAGGCUGCGCCCGCCCUUUCCGUUCAUGACUCAGGCUUGUACAUACCCGCCGCCCGGGGACGGGCGCUGCCCCGGUGCGCCGCCGUGCGCGGUGCGCACACUGCCGCCGGGUGCCGCUUCCUCGGGACAGUGUGCGUGCAGCGCAGGCUGGCAGGCGCCUCCCUCCGCAAGGGCAUGUUGGCACCCGCAGCGAGAGAACGAGCUCGCGAGACGGCGGGCCAGGACCGCGCAGGCUUUGUUGCUGUGCACUGUACCUCUGGGAGGCGCCCCCACCGCUGCCGCCGAGCCCGUGCCAUCUGCGGGUGAUGACGCGGACCCCAGGCAUGCGCUCUGACAGGUCGUUGAAUCCCCAAGGGUCGAGGUCGACGAGGGCCCACUCAUCCCUCCGCCUCGGGUCUUCUUCUGAGGAUGGAUCCGAUUCGUGCUGUGUUUUUUGGGGUAGUCCUGCCUUGGAGGUGCCAGGCAGGACUUCAUUUUUCUAUUUCCCAUGUUCUCGUGUCGCUGUCCCUGUGGCCCCUGUAUCGGGCGCCAUGUUGGGCUCCCGCGGCCUGGGCUGAGCCGUUUGCCCGCCGCGAGUCCGACGAAUGCCGUCGGACACAUGCUUGUUUUUAGGCAGGUCGCUCACAGUUCGCGACCCCUCUCGUGUUCCUAAUUGUUGGCCCCUCGUUCAGGUCCUGACAGGACCCAACCAUACGCAGGUGUGCCACCGUAGGGGUAUAAACUUUCCAGCCGCCUUGGGACAGGCGCCCCCGACAGCGAAAAAAAUUAUGUUAUACCGUUCUUCGCCCGUUAGGUG
Prorocentrum cordatum is the source of this 2185-nucleotide messenger RNA. Lineage: Eukaryota; Dinophyceae; Prorocentrales; Prorocentraceae. The record is from the annotation of a GenBank genome assembly.